Messenger RNA from Entamoeba invadens IP1, 1101 nucleotides. Its product is annotated as developmentally-regulated GTP-binding protein, putative. The record is from RefSeq and is a predicted model, not a curated record. Bases 1 to 1101 code for a protein of 366 amino acids. Gene Ontology annotation, molecular function: GTPase activity; GTP binding. The transcript is spliced from 2 exons. Gene Ontology annotation, biological process: cytoplasmic translation. Gene Ontology annotation, cellular component: cytoplasm. NCBI's taxonomy places the organism in Eukaryota, Evosea, Mastigamoebida, Endamoebidae.
AUGAGUCUCCAACAAAAGAUCGACGACAUUGAAUUUGAGUUGUCGCGGACACAAAUUAACAAAGCAACAAUGCACCACAUUUGUAUGUUGCGCGCAAAGAUGGCGAAGUACCGAAAAGAACUUUUAACGCCGGAUAAAAAAGGGCCUGCCGGGGAGGGUUUCGAUGUUGCCAAAUUUGGAGACGCGCGUGUCGGGAUGGUAGGGUUUCCUUCUGUCGGUAAGUCGACAUUACUCACUAAGAUGACGGACACUGAGUCUAAAGCCGCUGCAUAUGAAUUUACAACGUUAACGUGUAUUCCAGGUGUUUUAAAUUACAAUGGAUCGAAAGUCCAGUUACUUGAUCUUCCCGGUAUUAUUGAAGGAGCCAAAGAUGGGAAAGGGCGAGGACGACAAGUCAUCUCUGUAGCGCGUACGUGUGAUUGUAUAAUGCUUUUAAUUGAUGGGACGAAGUCACUUGACUUAAAGGAGAAGAUUGAAUAUGAGUUAGAGGGCUUUGGGAUUCGAUUGAAUAAACGGCCACCGAAGAUCAAAAUAGUGAAGAAGACUGCGGGGUCGGUGUCAUUUACUCCAUCGAUUCCACAGACAUAUUUGACACAAGAGAACGUCCGAUUGACAUUAAAAGAGUACAAAAUAUUGAACGCGGACGUUUACUGCGACUGCGACGCGUCAGUUCAAGACUUGAUUGAUGCUAUUGACCAGAGUUGUAAGUACAUUCCAUGCAUUUAUGUGGUGAAUAAGAUCGACCAAAUGAAUAAAGAAGACGUAGACAGACUGAAAACAGUACCGUACUUUGCGUGUAUCUCUGCGAUGACUGAAGAAGGUAUAGACGCACUCAGAAAACAAAUCUGGGAACAACUCAAUCUAAUUCGAGUGUAUACAAAGGUCCCGGGAGAAUUUCCGGACUUUAAAGACGCUAUUGUACUCCCAGCAAAGAAGGCAACGGUGGAAAAUAUUUGCUUCAAAAUACAUAAGCAACUGGCAGGACAAAUGAAAUACGCGUUGGUGUGGGGAACUAGUGUAGCGAGAUCACCACAGAGAGUCGGAAAGGAACAUAAACUGGACGACGAGGAUGUUUUACAAAUCAUUAAAGGAGGGAAGUGA